Microthlaspi erraticum is the source of this 270-nucleotide messenger RNA. The record is from the annotation of a GenBank genome assembly. Lineage: Eukaryota; Viridiplantae; Streptophyta; Magnoliopsida; Brassicales; Brassicaceae.
AUGGUUGCUGAAAUGAAGUGGUCAGAACAAGGGAAUUUUGGGUACUCGAGAGCUGAGGCUAAACCAAAUGGAACACAUCGAGUUCUGCAGCUAGAGCAGAGCCGGAGCUCGGUGAUGGACACAUUUAUAGUUUGGUUUGUUCUCACUGACAAAUCUGUUUUCUGCAAAAACAUGAGCUUUUCUUGGUGUUUCCACAGCCUUGGGAGAAAUUUGUAUAGUGAAACAGUAUCAGAAGCUACCGCAGUGACACCAACUGAGAAGCGUAGAUAG